Messenger RNA from Zingiber officinale, 1846 nucleotides. Its product is annotated as amino acid permease 6-like. NCBI's taxonomy places the organism in Eukaryota, Viridiplantae, Streptophyta, Magnoliopsida, Zingiberales, Zingiberaceae. The transcript has 5 exons. Gene Ontology annotation, cellular component: plasma membrane. The coding region runs from base 269 to 1639 and encodes 456 amino acids. The record is from RefSeq and is a predicted model, not a curated record.
UUCUUGUCUUCCAAUAAUGCAAGCAAAUUGCAACCCCUCUCUCUCUCUCUCUCUCUCUGUCUCUCUGUCUUUUAGUGGUGGCAAGGAUUUACAAUUUUGAACCUUCCACUUUGUUAUUUCAAAUCGAAGAAUCAAAGGGAUCAUCAGGUAUUGGAAGCACACUCCGCCUGCACUAUAAAUCACCUCCCUCCUCCCUCACUUCUUUCUCAUUCCAACUGUGGUCGAGAUCCUCUGAGAGAGAGAGAGAGAGAGGAGGGAAAAACAAAUAAUGGAGAAAAGCGUCAUCGUUAACGACAUCGAGCAUGGAGAUCAUGAAAGACAAGGAACUGUGUGGACCGCGACGGCGCACAUCGUCGCAGCGUUGAUCGGUUCAGGGGUCUUGGCACUCGCGUGGAGUGUCGCUCAGUUAGGGUGGAUCGUCGGGCCUCUGGUUCUCCUCUUCUUCUCUGCUGUCACCUACUACACCUCUGUUCUCCUUGCCAACUGCUACAGGUUCCCUGAUCCCAUCACUGGAACGAUCAAUCGCGCAUAUAUCGAUGCGGUUCGAUCGUAUUUAGGUCCAAAGCAAGUGUUCUUGUGUGGAUGUGCUCAGUAUGUGAAUCUGUGGGGAACCCUCGUGGGCUACACCAUUACAGCCAGCACAAGCAUGAUGGCGGUGAAGCGCGCCAACUGCUUCCAUCGGAAUGGGCACGGCGCGAGGUGUCUGGUGUCGGGCAACAUGUACAUGGUGGUGUUCGGCCUCUUCGAGCUCGUGCUGUCCCAGUUCCCGAGCUUGGAGAACAUAACAUGGCUGUCGGUGGUGGCGGUCACGACAUCCUUCGGCUACUCCUUCAUCGGCCUCGGCCUGUGCGUCGGGAAGUGGAUUUCUCAUGGCGAAUUCAGAGGCACUUUGGGCGGCACCGGCAACGCCGCCGCCAGCGAGAAGGGCUUCAACGUGCUCCUGGCACUGGGGAACAUAGCUUUCGCGUACACUUUUGCGGACGUCUUGAUUGAGAUUCAGGACACCCUGAAGUCGCCUCCCGCCGAGAACAAGUCGAUGAAGAAGGCGACGCGCAACGGCAUCGGCCUGACCACCGUCUUCUACCUCUCGCUCGGUUGCAUAGGCUACGCGGCAUUCGGCAACGACGCGCCCGGAAACAUCCUCACCGGUUUCGGUUUCUACGAGCCGUACUGGCUCGUCGACUUGGCCAACGUCUGCGUCAUCGUCCAUCUCAUCGGGGCGUAUCAGGUCUACGCGCAGCCGAUCUUCGCCAGGUUCGAGAUCUUCCUGGCUUUCUACUGCCCGGACAACAAAUUCCUGCAAAAGAGCUACUCCAUCGGCUCCUUGAGCUUCACGCCGUCCAAGCUCGUGCUAAGGACCAUCUUCAUCAUGUUCACGACGCUGGUGGCGAUGCUGUUUCCCUUCUUCAACGCUGUGCUGGGACUGAUCGGCGCCGUGGGGUUUUGGCCGUUGGCCGUGUACUUCCCAUUGGGCAUGCACAUGGCUCAGGAGAAGAUACGAAGAGGCGAUCGCAAGUGGUUCGCGCUGCAGGGCCUCAGCUUCUUGUGUCUGCUAGUUUCGAUCGCUGCGAGCGUCGGCUCUGUGGCGGACAUUGUGCAUAAUCUCAAGGCAGCUGCACCAUUUAAGACUCCGUAUUAGAGACAGAGCAUUCACUAAUGUGGAAUCAUGCCUCUACAACACUGAGAGGAACAAAAAAAAGUUAAUGAGGGAAGAAUUCUCAAUCUAGAUCACCUGACUUCCUUCUAAUUAGUCUAGAUCUCUUGCUUGACUUGCAGUGGGAGACAGUUUCAAAUGGAUGAUUCGGUAAGAGUAAGAAGCUAUGGAGAGAAUUUUAUUUUCAUCAAA